Molecule: messenger RNA, 1302 nt
Organism: Aspergillus melleus
Lineage: Eukaryota; Fungi; Ascomycota; Eurotiomycetes; Eurotiales; Aspergillaceae
Exons: 3
Coding region: 1-1302 (433 amino acids)
Biological process (GO): amino acid transmembrane transport
Cellular component (GO): vacuolar membrane
Molecular function (GO): amino acid transmembrane transporter activity
Source: RefSeq, a predicted model, not a curated record
AUGGUGCUCAUGAUGAAGACCCAGAUGGGCCUGGGUAUUCUCUCGUUACCCAUGGCUUUUCACUCUCUGGGCCUCAUCCCUGGUAUCAUUAUUCUCUUAACUGUUGCGACCAUCACCACCUGGUCGGACUGGAUGAUCGGUGUUUUCAAGCUGCGCCACCCUCAUGUUUACGGUAUCGACGACGUGGGACGCAUGCUGUUUGGUCCCAUUGGGUAUGAGGUGUUUGGCGCGACAUUCUGUCUCUGUGAGUGCGCUCCAUGUCUUUUGAUCUGCUCAUCAUUCUCAUGCCAUCUAGUCUUGAUUUUUGUCGCUGGUUCCGCCAUCCUCAGCAUCUCGAUUGCGUUCAAUGCCCUCUCGACCCACGCAGUGUGCACCGCCAUCUUCGUGCUUGUCGCCGCGAUCAUUGGAUUCAUCUUCUCCAGCAUAGAAACUCUGGGCCGUAUCAGCUGGCUUGCUUGGGUCGGAGCCGGGUCUAUUAUUGUGUCAGUGUUCAUCGUCACCAUCGGCGUCGGCGUCCAAGGACACCCUCCUGUCCAGAAAGACGGCCUCAUCCCCACCUCCGACUACAAACUUUUCAACAAUCCCAGUUUCACCGAAGCCAUCUCUGCUGUUUCCACCAUCGUCUUCGCCUACUGCGGCACGCCCGCCUUCUUCAACAUCGUCUCCGAAAUGCGUGAGCCUCAGAAAUACUCGCGCGCUUUGUUCCUCAGUCAGGGCAUCGUCACCAUCGUGUACAUUAUCAUCGGUGUUGUCAUUUACUACUACUGUGGUUCCUACGUUGCUUCGCCGGCUCUUGGAUCCGCUGGUCGGCUUCUCGAGAAGGUGUCGUAUGGCAUUGCGCUGCCGGGGUUGAUCGCUUCCAUGGUUAUUUAUCUUCAUCUCUCGGCCAAACACGUCUUCAUCCGCUUCCUUCGUGGAACCGAUCAUCUCUCAACGCAUACCCCCCUGCACUGGAUCGCCUGGUUCGCAUCCACCUUCGGCGCCACAUUAGUCGCCUACGUCAUUGCCAGCGGUAUUCCCGUGUUCAGCAGUCUCGUCUCGCUGAUCGGUGCGCUUCUUGGCACGUUCCUCUGCUUCCAGCCCAUGGGUUGCAUGUGGUUGUAUGAUAAUUGGAAGGUCGGGAAUUCGGAGCGCACGAUGAAGUGGAAAUUGGGGCUCGGGUGGAGUUUGUUUGUUAUUAUUUCCGGCACGUUCUUGAUGAUUGCGGGCACGUAUGGCUCGGUUGUCGCCAUUAUUGAUUCUUAUAAUGAGGAUGGGGGGUCGGGCGCUUGGUCGUGCGCGGAUAAUUCGGGGUCUACUUGA